Quercus robur (English oak) is the source of this 647-nucleotide messenger RNA. RefSeq lists its product as uncharacterized. Gene Ontology annotation, biological process: endoplasmic reticulum organization; vesicle-mediated transport. The transcript is spliced from 6 exons. The coding region runs from base 85 to 600 and encodes 171 amino acids. Gene Ontology annotation, cellular component: endoplasmic reticulum membrane. NCBI's taxonomy places the organism in Eukaryota, Viridiplantae, Streptophyta, Magnoliopsida, Fagales, Fagaceae. The record is from RefSeq and is a predicted model, not a curated record.
CCAUAAAGCUCAAAGAUUUCACAGCUGAACGGUGGUCUAAAAGAAGAAAAAAUUCGAAGAAGAAGAAGUUCAGAUUAGAACAAGAUGCAGCAGAGAAAAUCAGCAUUUGGAAGACCUUCUGGGACGGACGGCUCAGAUUUCUCCUAUCGUAUGGUCGUCGAUUCACGGUAUCAAAAGGUAGCAAAAGGGAAGUCUCGUCUCUACGCUCUGAUUUUCAUUCAGGCGGUCAUUCAUUCAAUUGGAGCUGUAUACACAUUUCUGACAACAUUAAAGGAGGGUCCUGAUAGACUUGCUAUUUCAACUAUCGUCAUUGGUUUUCUUUCUUUCAUAAUAGGGGAAUUAGGUCGAAGACGUAGCCGAGUGAGCUUCUUAAAAGUAUACAUUGUUGCAUCUACUGCGGCAACACUUCUCUGGAUUGCUUAUGUAGCUAAGAGCAAUUUUGCAUUAGAGGUUAUCCAAGAUCCAAGUAACUGGGAAAAAUAUAAGUUUGAACUUUUGGAGACUGCUCGCAUUCUAACUGGAUUGCUGAUACAAAUAUUUACAAUUGGAACAACAAUUUCUCUUAUCAGUAACAUGUCUCCUCCCAAAAGGGCAUCUUAACCACUUCUUACCUAGAACAAACUCUCCAUGUCAACGGCUAAAAGAAA